Molecule: messenger RNA, 825 nt
Organism: Adineta steineri
Lineage: Eukaryota; Metazoa; Rotifera; Eurotatoria; Adinetida; Adinetidae
Source: the annotation of a GenBank genome assembly
AUGGAUAAGUCGAUUUAUAAGAAAUUAUUUAUAAUCGCUAUUAUUGGAAGUUGUAGUGUUCUCGUAUAUCUUCGUUUUUUUCCAAUUAAACAAAUUAUUCUAAAUAAACACAUUUCUCUCAAAAACUCUCGAUUUCCUGCCAUUGCUGGUUUUUAUCAUUUCUCAACUGUCGGUCGUAAUUGGAAAAAUAUCGUCAAUGAACAAAUGACAAUCAUUUUUCGUAGUGGAUUAUUUAAUUCAAGUUCAAAUACUUAUGUUACCGGCUUAGGUAAAUUUGAUGAUAAUAAAACUGCGUACGAUAUAUUUUCUAAUUCAAAGUUUAUUUAUGAACAUGAUAAUAGAACAAAACUAUACGAAUAUCCAACAUUAAUGAAACUAGAGAAAUUCUGUUUUCAUAACAAUAAAUCGUUAGUAUGGUAUGCACACUCUAAAGGUGCUUCACAUGCCGAAGAUUUUGUUGUGUCCUGGAGAGGUGUAUUAAAUUAUUUUGUUUUGGAUAACUGGCAACUAUGCUAUAAUCUCUUACUGUCCACAAAUUAUACUACUUGUGGAGCUAUACUAGCCUUGGAUCGAGUUCGUAAAGCUGGUUGGAAUACUUAUUAUGCUGGUAACAUGUGGUGGGCUAAAUGCUCACAUGUUAAUCGACUUACAAGACUUGAAACGUUCGACCAGAAAGAUCGUUACCAAGCGGAAUUGUACGUCACAUCUGAACCUGCUGUUGGGCAUUUUAAUUGUCAUUUUAUCAAUCUAAAUAUCGUAAUUAAUUUUAAUAAGCAAACUGCUAAUUGUACAAUCAAUCAACCAAUGUUUUGGGCACGAUGGUGA